AUGUUUAGAUCUCUGAUCAUUGUUACUAUAAUGUUGGUUAAAAAUAUUUACACACAAGAUAUUAUUGGAACCUCUUGCAUCCUUGAGUCUCCAAACUAUCCAGGGAUUUGCAAACUCUUAAUACAAUGCAAGGAGAUUCGAGAUGAAGUAGUCUUCCACCAAAAACUGCCUCAAACUUGUGGCUUCGAAGAAACCCAACCCAUAGUCUGUUGCCCAAAGCCUCGUCGACCAGGUUACAUGAGCGAAAGUAAAUGUAGAGAAUAUGCUACGUACACAAAAGAGAAACCAUUAUGUGGACACAGUAUUGUAAAACGCGUCGUUGGAGGAAUUCCAGCUGGAAAAACACAGUUUCCUCAUAUGGCGCUACUGGGAUAUCGGAUUCUGUCCCGUUACAGUGUUCAGUGGUUAUGUGGAGGAUCGCUUAUCAGCGAACAAUAUAUUUUGACAUCGGGAUCUUGUAUGUAUACGGAACAGUAA
This is a messenger RNA of Zophobas morio, 477 nucleotides long. RefSeq names its product serine protease snake-like. Gene Ontology annotation, molecular function: serine-type endopeptidase activity. The record is from RefSeq and is a predicted model, not a curated record. Bases 1 to 477 code for a protein of 158 amino acids. Gene Ontology annotation, biological process: proteolysis. Lineage: Eukaryota; Metazoa; Arthropoda; Insecta; Coleoptera; Tenebrionidae. The transcript has 3 exons.